Centruroides sculpturatus (bark scorpion) is the source of this 760-nucleotide messenger RNA. Its product is annotated as toxin-like protein 14. The record is from RefSeq and is a predicted model, not a curated record. Lineage: Eukaryota; Metazoa; Arthropoda; Arachnida; Scorpiones; Buthidae. The transcript has 3 exons. Bases 221 to 532 code for a protein of 103 amino acids.
AUUCUAAACAAUAUUAAGUAAGGUGUGAGGAAAUGACAUCAUCCUUCCUCUCAUUUUUAAGAGGAAAGUCUAAAUUAGGUUGCGUGGUUUGGAAUAUAUUCUCAUACUACUACGUGUCUGGUAUUUAUAAUUUACGAUUCUUUGAAUUAUGUUGAAAUAUACGUUUAUAAAAGGUACUAUAUAAGUUGUGGUUUGUGAAGUUUGGAGCAUAACAAGAGCCAUGGCAAUCGUAACUAAGUUAUACACCUGUGGAAUAUGUGUUUGUCUACUCGUGCAGUUCUUGUAUGCUGCUAUACUCCUCACACCCCAAGAGGUUGGACCCGGCGUUUGCAUCGAUAAAAACGGAAAUAAACACGAAUUAAAAGACGUUUGGACGGAUAACGACAGAUGCGAACGGCACAAAUGCGUCAUGAUUAGAGGAAUUCGACAUAUAAAAACUUACAGGUGUGGAGUUAUCGAUGUUCCCGAAGGAUGUAAAAUGAUACGAGGGGAAGGACCUUAUCCUCAAUGCUGUCCGGAUAUCGAAUGCUAACCUGUCGCCAUCUAGUGCGGAAAAUUUUAAAAAUUUCUUCUACACCGGAUAUAAAAAACUAUAAACGGAUGUACGUCACCAGAUAUAUGUAAAUUAUAUUGUAAAGCACGUGCGAUACACGCUAAUGGUUGGGUGGAGAAUUGAUGCUUUGCAGAUUCUACAUUGUAUUUAUAUAUAUAUAUAUAUAUAUAUUAUUUCUUUUUUCUAGAAAAAAAAAUGGAGAAUAUG